Molecule: messenger RNA, 1361 nt
Organism: Daucus carota subsp. sativus
Lineage: Eukaryota; Viridiplantae; Streptophyta; Magnoliopsida; Apiales; Apiaceae
Exons: 9
Coding region: 235-1200 (321 amino acids)
Cellular component (GO): membrane
Source: RefSeq, a predicted model, not a curated record
ACACUAGUAACAACUCAACUCACAACUCACCAGUCAGAAAAAUCAUCUGCUCACAAGCUCACAAGUCACACCUCACUCUCUUUCUGUUUAUGUCACCAACUAAUCCCACAAAUCAAGAAACCCCAUUCCAUUUUCUUGAUUUCCAAUUCAGUGGGACUUCCUAAAAGACUAACACUUCAGAAUUUAGACUACAUGUAUAUAUCAACACUGCAUAAUUAGCAAGAUAUCAAUCAAAUGGCCUUAAACACAGUAGGUGAUGCUGUGGGAUUAGACUAUUGGCUUCAGUGGCAAGUUCUUGUUUGUGCCUUAAUUAUCAUAAUCCCAUUAGGAAUUUCACUUAAAAUUACCAUCAGAAGUAGUGGAAAUGGUCAUCAACAGCUCAAGUCUUGUGAUUUAUGGCUACCAUGUUGGAAAAAUCUUCAUCCCAAGUGGCUUUUGCUAUACAGGGUCAUAGCUUUCUGCUCCAUGGCUUUCUUGCUGUAUCAGACUGUGGCCUCUUUUGGUCUUUUUGUCUUCUAUUUCUAUACACAGUGGACUUUUACAUUGGUGCUGCUUUACUUUGCGAUUGGAAUUAUUGUAUCCUCCCGUGGGUGCUCGAUGUACUCAAAGAAACCUUCUACUCAGGUUGCUGACGGAGAUACGCUCUCUAAGAAGGAUCACCAUGAGAAGGCUAAUAAUUUUACUACAAAUGUCAAGGCCAUAGAAACAAAAAGCUUAAGUGGUCAAGAAGCAGGAGCUUUGGAAAUUCUUAUGCAUUCUAUAUAUCAUGCAUGUGCUGGUGCUGUCGUGCUAACAGACUUGGUGUUUUGGUUCAUUUUAGUUCCAUUGAUGUCAGGGAAAGAUUUUAAACUCACCGUGUUAAUUGGGCUAAUGCAUUCUGUGAAUGUUGUUUUCCUUCUCCUGGAUUCAGCCUUCAACAAUCAUCCAUUCCCUUGGUCUCGAUUCACAUAUUUUGUGCUGUGGACUGGCGCCUAUAUUAUUUUUCAGUGGACAAUUCAUGCUUGUGGAGUUACAUGGUGGCCUUAUCCUUUCCUCGAGCUAAAUACUCCAUGGGCACCUGCCUGGUAUUUUGGUAUGGCUCUGUUUCAUGUUCCUUGUUAUGGACUAUAUGCACUCCUCGUAAAAGCAAAAGACUUUGUUUUCUCAAGGAUCUUCCCCCAUGCAUUUUUAAGGGUUACAAUGGAGAAGAAGCAACCUUGAAAUCUCCACGUUCCCCCACCUAUUGUUAAUGCUCAUUUCUGAUUGUAUUAAACAUUGAACGAUUAGUCAGGUGAAGUAGUCAGGUACACUUCACCAUUUGUAAUGGAUGUCAGAUUCUAUAAUUUAUGCACAUAUAUCGUACGAAGUAUAGUUUAGUUUUA